AUGAGAUUCUCGACCAACGUGGAGGAAGUGUUACGUGAAGUAUGCUUAAUGGAACUGGUGACCUCCACCUUGACCAUAUGCUUGCUCGAGUACUAUUGCAUGACGGAGUGGGAAAAUAGCGACGCCGUGGCGAUCUUGACGUAUUUCAUUCUCUUGGUAGCCUUCUCAUUCAACAUUCUGAUAUUUUGUUAUAUCGGCGAGCUCCUCGUGGAUCAGUACAGCAAAAUUAGCUCGGCCGCGUACGAUGUCAAUUGGUAUGAUUUAUCCGGAACUAAAGCUGUUGAUCUAGUAAUGAUUAUCACAAUGUCGCAUUACCCACCCAAACUUACAGCUGGCAAAUUUGUCGAUUUGUCUAUAAAUACCUUCGGAGUUGUACUUAAAACGUCCGUAGUGUAUUUAAAUUUACUGCGGACAGUUACAGAAUAA
This is a messenger RNA of Dinoponera quadriceps, 426 nucleotides long. Its product is annotated as odorant receptor 4-like. Gene Ontology annotation, biological process: sensory perception of smell; detection of chemical stimulus involved in sensory perception of smell. Lineage: Eukaryota; Metazoa; Arthropoda; Insecta; Hymenoptera; Formicidae. Gene Ontology annotation, cellular component: plasma membrane. The coding region runs from base 1 to 426 and encodes 141 amino acids. The record is from RefSeq and is a predicted model, not a curated record. Gene Ontology annotation, molecular function: olfactory receptor activity; odorant binding. The transcript is spliced from 5 exons.